AUGGCACCGAAAACAGGUACAGCUUACAAGGUUAAUAAACUGCAAGUGAAUAUAUUAGAUGGAAAACACAUUAGUGCCAAAAAGGCAGCAAGCUAUUUGCAUUCUGUUCGACAACAGCAUCAGCAGCAGCAGCAUCAGCAGCAGCAUCAACCAACGAAAAAUCCAACUAGCAACAUCUCUUCAACUAAUGGUAUAACAUCCACACCGGAGCCAUCUUGGAACCCCAAACAUUUUCGGUUAUUCGUAGGCAAUUUGGGUCCCGAUGCAAAUGACGACCUUUUACGUGGAGCAUUUCGUAAAUACAGCAGUAUGAGUAAUGUGCAUGUGCCAAUGGAUAAACAAGCAAGAAAACCAAGAGGGUAUGGUUUUGUUGCUUUUGCCAAUGCAGAUGACUAUUUGCAAGCGUUUAAAGAUAUGAAUGGAAAGUACAUUGGGCAGUACCCUGUGCAGUUGAAACGGGCAGAAUCAAGUGUUCCAAAAAAACACAAAAAUAAAUCGAAACGAUAA
Lodderomyces margitis is the source of this 507-nucleotide messenger RNA. RefSeq lists its product as uncharacterized. Bases 1 to 507 code for a protein of 168 amino acids. The record is from RefSeq and is a predicted model, not a curated record. NCBI's taxonomy places the organism in Eukaryota, Fungi, Ascomycota, Pichiomycetes, Serinales, Debaryomycetaceae. Gene Ontology annotation, molecular function: mRNA binding. The transcript has a single exon.